Letharia columbiana is the source of this 1596-nucleotide messenger RNA. RefSeq lists its product as uncharacterized. NCBI's taxonomy places the organism in Eukaryota, Fungi, Ascomycota, Lecanoromycetes, Lecanorales, Parmeliaceae. The transcript is spliced from 3 exons. The record is from RefSeq and is a predicted model, not a curated record. Bases 1 to 1596 code for a protein of 531 amino acids.
AUGACCUCACCACCUCCACCCUUGGCUUCGGCCGAACAUUCUUCCGAAGUCGGAGACGCAGUGAGAACCGAGGAGGCAGCCCAAGCUCUGAGAACACUCCAAACCGAACCGAGGGAGCAAACUGAAUAUCUCCCUCCAACCGUCUCAUCUGCUGGGGACACUCCGCUCUCCUCGCUGCCUCCUUCACCUCCUCAGCUCUCCGUGGCCUAUGGCUCCCCAUACCUCUCAGGCAACGCGAUUCCGCCCCUUCGCUCCCAAGAGCUACCUUCACGCCCCUCCAAACGGACUGCUUCCUCGGCCGAGCUUCGUCCUCCAAAGAGUCGUCGCAACAGCCAGGGCUCACGCGAGCCCUCCAAUAUCCCGACCUCCUUGGCUGGGGCUCAGUUCACGCCCGCUUCUCACCAUCAUGCUCCGAACCGUAUCUCCAGUGGAGCUCGAGCUCCUACAUCCGUUGGACCAAAGUCGCUGACCCAAAACCGUGAGUCUCAGGCAGGAAAGCGUCGAAACGGUCGCUCUCGCAAAGAACCUCUGCAUCUGGCCGAUCCUCAAUCAUCCACCGGUGCACACGUUGAUGACGAUGGAGACGUUCCCAUGUCCAUGUUGUAUCCGCACCCUCGCACAAUAGCCUCCGUGGAUCUCCCGUUCCUCAACACAUUCAAGGUCCCGGGUCCCCAUGAACUUCGCUUCGCAGCGCCCUCGUCUUCCUCUGGCUACCGUGAACAGGCAGGUGCCUCAUUCUCCAACAGCCCUAGCUCGAUCGCCCCAAGUCCUCAUUUGCCGACCCGCGACUUUCCUGGCUCUCCCUUCUUUACCGCACCUCGCUCGGCCUUCCCACGUCCUUGUCUCUCGCCGUCUCGUUCUUUCGCCGCUUUCACGCUAGGGUCUCCUUCCAAGCCUUUGACACCAUCGAGCUCCUUCGACCUGCCAUACGGAUCACCUGGCGUUCGACUCCUGCCGCCAUCCUAUGACAUCCUGCCCAGGCCGAACUUGCCACCAUUGCAACAAGCUCCAGUCCAAGCUUCAGUGGAGGCGGACGGCUACACAGUCAUCCCAAACGCAAUUUCCCUUGCUCUAAUCCGGGAAGUAGUUGGAAUAAUUGAUCGGGGCCUUCCGGUGAAUGCGGAAUCGGAGACGGCACGGUCAUAUGUGUUGCCGGUUCAAGCGUACUUGGUGCGAGAUGAGUUUGUCUCGAACUGGCGCCAGACCCUCCGCCCUUUCUACGAUCCAAUGGGCAAAGCCAUUCCUAAGAUGCCGGCUACAUUUAUCGUUGGCGCAUUCAAGGAAAGCGAUCCCACGCACCUCAGACAGUCGCUCCUUCAUGCUGGCAAUAAGGACCAGAUCUAUGUCCACAUAGCUUUGACCAAGUUGUCCCCAGAGACUGGCUUCUACAACAUCCUGAGGGGGUCACACCGGACAAAACAUCCAUCACUUACACGGGUCAAUGAUUGGAGCCACACUCCUAUCACUCUCGAAGAGGGGGAUGCUAUCAUCUGGCGUGGGGAUGUGUCCUACCUCCUGUCGCCUAAUGGCGGAGGGAGAUGGCAGUGCCUGAGUUUUGACUGGGGUCCUGGCAUGGUUGAUCUGACGAACGAGUGA